AUGCUGGCUAGUUCUCUGUCCAAGAGAAUUACCGUAAUAAUCAUCACUACCUUCAUUUUGUAUCUAGUCUUCCGAGAUCAAUUAUGGUCAUUAGAAACUCCCGUUUUUCUCCAAGAGCCCCUCGCUGGCUUCACCAUCAGUACUAGUCAUGCCACCUCAUCAAACGAGCUAGCCAGCCUCAAGCCAACUAACCAAGCCAACUCUACGGAACAAGGAAUCCAAAUCUCGAAUUUUAUUCGCAGGCUGAACGAAGCCGCACCACCAGAACUGAGCCAGCCCGCCGUAUGUGUAGGUCGAACGCUCGGGAUCGAAGAAGUAACCAACGAUACGGAACGACGAGAUGUCACGCCCGUCUCCGACGAACAAGUCCAAGCCGCACGAACCGCGCACGAGAACGUAGUGGAAAUGAUACGAAACUCCUCUCAUAUAGUCCCCUACACGCCCAAAUCCAAAGGCAUCGUAACCGUAGCGGGCGGAAGAUUCACCGGCGCAUUACUCGUGUCCCUGCGCAUGCUUCGAAGAACCAAUUCAACGUUACCCGUGGAAGUCUUCAUGCCGAAUCCAGAGGACUACAAUAAAUAUACUUGUGAAGUGGUAUUGCCCUCUCUGAACGCCCGUUGCGUUAUCAUUCCACAAUACGAGGGCCUCACUAUUGCGAAAUAUCAAUACAAGAUAUUCGCAGUAAUAUUGAGUAGUUUUGAAGACGUGCUAUUUCUAGACGCCGAUAACUUUCCGAUUGUCGAUCCCGUCGAGUGGAUGGAAGCAAGGGGUUUCAAAGACACGGGAUAUGUAUUGUGGCCGGAUUUCUGGUGGGCCACCACCUCCCCCCACUACUUCUCAGUCCUCUCUCUCCCCACGCCCUCGCUCCUCUCCCUCGGCACCACCGAAUCCGGCCAAAUAAUCAUCUCCAAACGCACACACAGCGAAGUUUUACUCCUAGUCCUCUACUACAAUAUUUACGGUCCUUCGUUUUACUACCCCUUACUCACCCAAUGCGACGCCGGCGAAGGCGAUAAGGAAACUUGGUUAUAUGCCGCCAUUGCACUCGCGGUGCCUUACUUCCAAGUACGGGAGAAAAAUGGAAUUAUCGGUCAUAAUUCCCAUGAUGGUUUCCAUAGCGCGAGUAUGUUGCAACAUAAUCCCUCCGAUGAUUAUGCGAUAUUUCUACGGGAAGGGAAAGAUAAGGUUAGGCAUCCGGUGUAUAGGAUAAAUGAGAGUGCGGAAGUGGUGUUUAUGCAUCAUAAUUUGGUGAAGUUAUCACCGGUGGAUAUGAUGGUGUGGAUAAAAGCGAAUAAGGGGAGGAUGUGGGGGGAUAGACAAAGUACGAUGAAUAGGUUUGGAGGGAGGGAUUUGGAAAAUGGUGUUUGGGAGGAAUUGGUGGGGGUGGCGUGUGAGUAUGGUGAUGGACUGGAGGGUUGGAGUAGCGGGGUUUGUGAGGGGUUGAGGGGGCAUUGGGAGGGUGUGCUAGAGAGGGAGGCGGAGGAGGAGGAGGAGAAGGAGAAGGAGAAGGAGAAGGAGAAGGAGAAGGAGGAGGAAGGUAGGAGGGUGGUGGGGGUUGAUGGUCAUGUGGUGGAGAUGCAAAUGAAGCAGGCGUAG
Molecule: messenger RNA, 1596 nt
Organism: Sclerotinia borealis F-4128
Lineage: Eukaryota; Fungi; Ascomycota; Leotiomycetes; Helotiales; Sclerotiniaceae
Source: the annotation of a GenBank genome assembly